Messenger RNA from Triticum turgidum subsp. durum (durum wheat), 1455 nucleotides. The record is from the annotation of a GenBank genome assembly. NCBI's taxonomy places the organism in Eukaryota, Viridiplantae, Streptophyta, Magnoliopsida, Poales, Poaceae.
AUGGGAAGCCUGCACGAGGAGCCCGAGCAUGGCUUCGGCGGCCUGCUGAGCGGCUUGCAAGAGGCGUACGGGAGCGGCCGGACCAAGGACCUCGCCUGGAGGCGGGCGCAGCUCAAGGGGCUCCUCCGGCUCCUCACGGAGAAGGAGGAGGAGAUCUUCGACGCGCUCCACGACGACCUCGGCAAGCACCGCGCCGAGUCCUACAGGGACGAGCUUGGGGCUCUCGUCAAGUCCGUCAACCACACGCUGAAAAACCUCGAGAGAUGGGCGGCCCCCGAGAAGGCUCAGGCGCCGCUGGUUUCCUUCCCGGCGACCGCGCUGGUGGUGCCCGAGCCGCUCGGCGUUGUGCUCGUGUUCUCCUGCUGGAAUUUGCCACUAGGUUUGGCUUUGGAGCCGGUCUCUGGCGCACUAGCAGCUGGCAACGUUGUGGUUGUAAAGCCCUCCGAGCUUGCUCCAUCCACCGCAGCGUUCCUUGCUACCAAUAUACCAAGGUAUCUCGAUCCUAAGGCUGUGAAGGUCAUCUUAGGUGGACCUGAAGUUGGAGAACAACUCAUGGAGCACAGAUGGGACAAAGUUCUUUUCACCGGAAGCGCCAAUGUAGGGCGUCUUAUUUUGACGAAAGCAGCAAAGCACUUGACCCCUGUCGUGCUUGAACUUGGGUCAAAAUGUCCGUGCAUUGUUGAUCAACUCGAUAGUAAGAGAGACAGACAGAUUGCAGUGAAUCGAAUAGCGGGAGCAAAAUGGUCAGUUUGUGCCGGCCAAGCUUGUGUUGCCAUCGACUACAUCCUGGUAGAGGAGAAAUUUGCACCUAUUCUGAUUGAUCUACUAAAAUCAACGGUCAAGAGAUUUACCGCUACACCGGAGUGCAUGGCUCGGAUCUUGAACACAAAGCACUUCCAAAGGUUAAGCAACUUUUUGGAUGAUGAUAGGGUGGCACGUUCAGUGGUGCACGGGGGAUCAGUAAACCAGAAGACCUUGACCAUUGAACCCACCAUACUGCUAAACCCUCCACUCGAUUCUGACAUCAUGACUGAGGAGAUAUUCGGCCCACUGCUCCCUAUCAUCACGGUAAAGAAGAUCGAAGAUACCAUUAAGUUUGUCACAUCGAUGCCGAAACCAUUGGCAAUCUACGCUUUCACCAAAAACGAGAAGCUAAAACACCGAAUUAUAAAUGAAACGUCAUCUGGAAGCAUCACAUUCAACGACGCAAUUGUGCAGUACGUAGUAGAAGGUCUUCCGUUCGGUGGCAUCGGGCAAAGCGGGUUCGGACAGUACCAUGGCAAAUACAGCUUCGAGCUUUUCAGCAACAAAAAGGCAGUGUUCAAGAGAAGCUUCCUAAUUGAGUUUAUGUUUAGAUACCCACCAUGGGACGACAGUAAAAUCGGGAUGUUAAGACAUGUUUACAAUACGAACUACAUUCUUCUACUCCUUGGACUGCUCGGCCUGAGGAGAUGA